AUGUCGCAAACAAGACCUGAGAAAUUGCGUACUCGGACACUGACCGGUUGUUACACCUGUCGGGAGCGCAAGUUGAAAUGCGACGACACGCGACCUGCUUGCAAACGAUGUAUCGCGCUCGGCGUCGAGUGUCAAGGCUACGAGGUCAAAUUGUCCUGGCUGGCUUAUAAUCAAGACCAGCCCCGCGCGAAGGAAACCGACACUGAAUCCGUCCGUACGAGGAGCUCGGCCAAAGGCAAGAAGAAUGGCUCCGGAGAGCCGGCCCUCCGCCGCCGUCCCUUGUUCACCGACCGUGAAAGGCUUGAUAUGAUCCAUAAGAUACAGAAAGACUUCGUGGAUGGUGACCAGGAUGGGAAUCUCAAUCGCGCCCUGGAUGACAUUGAUGCCUUGGGUGAAGACCCGUCUCUUCUGCCACGUUCCGGCCACGACGUUGGUCCUUUUGGUGUCUUCUUUCUCGAUUCAUUCUGUCAGUCUGGAACGACGGAGGACGAGGCCCUCCAUACGCCCGAGACAGAUGCGCAAUCCUCAAUCCAUAGACAGAGCGAGCCAAGUCCAGAGGGCGUGGGGACCGCGAUGUACAAUAUCGAUCAAGUUCAAGCUGUCCCGGGCGAAGACCUCGCUAUGCCCUGGCUCGACGGUGUGGGCGAGCUUGUCAUGCCCUGGAUGGAGGUUACUCAAGAGAACCCAGGGUCUACCAUGGCAGACCAUCUGCUCCAACCCGGACCCUCCGGAAUCACAGGUCAGACGGCCGGCUAUGACUAUUCCACAGGAGCGUUCGAUGCGCCCGAAAUGUUACUGGCCGGAGCGACCAUGCACGGCCUUUUCGCACCUUUCUAUCAGGACACAUCACCCAUGAUGCGGACGAGGGGUGGUGAUACUCAAAGGCAGAACACGACGCUGGCCGCAACUGUGGAACAAGCCCAUUGGUCCGGUCAGCCAACACUGAACCGAAUCCCGAGGUCGCUGUCCAAUAUCGAGAACAUAUCCAAGAUUCCAUCCGAAGCUCGCUUCCUACUUGAAUACUAUUCCACAGAAGUGGUCGACUACAUGUGUCAUCUUCCGAAUCCCCAGUCCCCAUGGAGGACCAUUCACUUCCCGUGCGCCAUGAGCACAAUGGCAGACCUGCUCGUGUUCGGAAGCACCAACAGCGCCAGAAUGGCGCUCUUUUACGCCCUCUUGUCAAUCGCGGCGAACCACUUGGGUUCGAAAAUCCCUUGGUCCAUGCAACUUGAAAAGCGGUCACAGGAUGCGACGAGGUACUCUGGGUCAGAUCCCGUCCCAUCGGACUCGAAUGAGAUGUGCAACUAUUGGCAGGCGAAAGGAUCUUCUUUUCAGGACAUGGCCACCGCUCAAAUCCAGUUGUGUUUACAAUCCCAGCAGGAACAAUAUGACGAUCAAGAAGUGUACCGAGAACUGUUGAUGACCUUGCUGAGCAUGGUGACCAUCAGUGUGACCAGUGGCAAGCUCAACAAUGCCCAUAUCUACCUGCAACACGCGAAAAAGAUGAUUGAGAUGUAUGUUGGAGCGCGGUCACGGAACUCGUCAUUCAAGUCCACCAAGGUGGCGGCAUUGCACCAAAUCUACUCCUAUCUAUACAUAAUCUACAACAGCACUCACGUCUCCAAGGUACUGCCGGGCCCGGCCCAGGGGCAAUAUGAUCUGACACAGCCACAUGCUGGUUCAGGCUCACUGAGCUUCAGGCCGCGCCCCUUGGGGCCACAGUUGUCACCGGCUCUCCACACCAGUCUCGAUUCUCUGGCUCAGCACAAAGAUGACUACGAUUUGUUUGUCCGGAUAUAUGGUGUGCCCCGAUCUCUUUUAAGCCUGAUAUCAAAGGCGUCGAACCUCGCCAAAGAGCUGGAGGAGGAUGGGCAGACGCCCAACAGCAGCUCCUCUGCUAGUGGUGACUUUCGGCAUCGGUGCGAGGUUCUUGAGGAAGAGAUCUGCAACUGGCAGCCUUUAGACCACGAGAUGUCUGCAGUCGAGGGGUCGUCGGCGUACGAUCCUCAGAUUGGAUCGCACCUUGUCCAAGCCAUGCAUCAUGCUUUGAUUGUGAUGUUCUUCCGCAGGGUGCGGUCGGUCAACCGGAUGGUACUGCAGCAUUACGUCGAGAGCGCGGCGGAUCACCUGAACGAUCAGGAAGAGGUCAAGAUGCGGACUGGCAUCAAUGCGCCGGCCCUUCUAUGGCCUUGGUUCAUGGUUGCCUCGGAGGCCAUUCGAGAACCGAUCCGGCAGAAACUGCGCAUGUGGGCCAGUCUGGCCCGGCGAUACGGCGGACGAAACCUCGAGAUUGCCGAGCAGGUGGUCAAUGAAGUCUGGAGGAGGCAGGACCAGAAACUGCCAGACGCUUCAUGGGUACAUGUGGUGCAAGAAUGGGAUGCCACGCUUGUCCUGACGUGA
This is a messenger RNA of Exophiala dermatitidis NIH/UT8656, 2400 nucleotides long. RefSeq names its product arginine metabolism regulation protein II. The transcript is spliced from 2 exons. Gene Ontology annotation, biological process: positive regulation of transcription by RNA polymerase II. Bases 1 to 2400 code for a protein of 799 amino acids. NCBI's taxonomy places the organism in Eukaryota, Fungi, Ascomycota, Eurotiomycetes, Chaetothyriales, Herpotrichiellaceae. Gene Ontology annotation, cellular component: nucleus. Gene Ontology annotation, molecular function: transcription cis-regulatory region binding; DNA-binding transcription factor activity, RNA polymerase II-specific; zinc ion binding. The record is from RefSeq and is a predicted model, not a curated record.